Molecule: messenger RNA, 612 nt
Organism: Lycium barbarum (goji berry)
Lineage: Eukaryota; Viridiplantae; Streptophyta; Magnoliopsida; Solanales; Solanaceae
Product: protein neprosin-like
Exons: 3
Coding region: 136-456 (106 amino acids)
Source: RefSeq, a predicted model, not a curated record
UUUACGUAUCUAAGGAUUCUUUGACAAACUUCAUUGGUACUAUAUUUUCUUCUGAGUUACAAUGAAGUUCAAGGAAGAACAAAAUUUUCUAAACUAGAGGAGUUAGCGUUGGAGGAGUAACUUAAACUUCUCAACAUGCCAUCAAUAAAAACAAUUAAGAGUAAAUCGGGAGAUAUAUAUAAUUGUGUGAAUUUCUACAAACAACCAGCAUUUGAUCAUUCAUCUCUAAAGAAUCACAAUUUCCAUCCCGAGAUGAAACCUACUUUAGUCGGAUCAUAUCAGAAUUCAAGUACCACUACAACUAAUUGGUCAUCAAGGAUAUGGUCAAACGAUGACGGUUAUCCUUUUGGAAUAGUUCCAAUUAAAGAAAUCACCAAAGAAGAUCUUGUUAGACAAAAAAAUACACCACCACCGGAAGGUGUCACGUAUAAGUCUGAGUUGACUACUGUAAGAUAACUUACACCAGUUUACUGCUCUGCCUUGAAUAAUAGAUAUGAUUUCAUAUAUAAAAUCUAGUAUGUUAAGCAUCACUAGAUGUAUAACAACAAAAAAUUAGUCAAGUAAACAAAUUAAUAUUUGUCCACAAUGGCAUUGAAUCUCAUACAUUUUAUU